Molecule: messenger RNA, 2401 nt
Organism: Leptopilina boulardi
Lineage: Eukaryota; Metazoa; Arthropoda; Insecta; Hymenoptera; Figitidae
Gene: CysRS
Product: cysteine--tRNA ligase, cytoplasmic
Exons: 10
Coding region: 153-2354 (733 amino acids)
Biological process (GO): cysteinyl-tRNA aminoacylation
Cellular component (GO): cytoplasm
Molecular function (GO): cysteine-tRNA ligase activity; ATP binding
Source: RefSeq, a predicted model, not a curated record
UAUACUACUCCGUGGUCUGAACGUCCUGAACGUGUUUCUCAUAACCUCAAAUAAAGUCAUAAUUAGUUUCGUUGGUUCACGUGUGUUUGCAUCAUCUAUCUAUAGUCUUUUUUGUUUGCAUCACUUUUUCAUUAAUAAAUACACAAAAGAAGAUGUCGAAAAGGGUGCAGCCACCAUGGAAUCCACCUGAACGUAAGGGAAAUCCAGUUUUAAAAUUAUUUAAUAGUUUAACUCGACAGAAGGAAGAAUUUAUUCCACUUUAUGGUAAUCGGGUACUUUGGUACUCCUGUGGACCGACAGUGUACGAUGCUUCGCAUAUGGGACACGCGAGAUCUUACAUAACUUUUGAUAUUCUUCGACGAAUUCUCACCGACUAUUUUGGUUACGAUGUUCUCUAUGUGAUGAAUAUAACUGAUAUCGAUGAUAAAAUCAUUAAACGAGCAAGACAAAAUUAUUUAUUUGAUCAAUAUGUUGGGGAAAAUCAUACAUUGGAUGAAACACUAUCCGAUGCACGUAGUAUGCUUUCGGCUAUUGAAAGUACAAUAAGAACGACAAAUGACGCCGAUAAAAAGGAAAUGUUUAUUAAAAUGUUGGAUAGAGUUCAAUUAGCAAUUGAAAAUCUCGAAACGGCAGUGAAAUCAAAUGAUGAUAAUAAUAUCAAAAAAUGCCAAAAAAUUUUACUGGCUGAAACUCGAGAUCCAUUAUCGGAUUGGUUGGAUAAGAAAAAUGGAAGUUCAGUAACUGAGCAGUCAAUUUUUAGAAAACUCUCGGAACACUGGGAAUCGGAAUUUCACAAAGAUAUGGAUGCAAUUAAUGUUUUAAGACCAAAUGUAUUAACAAGAGUAAGUGAGUACGUGCCGGAAAUAGUAAAUUUUAUAGAAAAAAUUGUGGCAAAUGGUCUUGCCUACGAAAGCAAUGGAUCGAUUUAUUUUGACGUUUCAACUUUUGAUAAACGAGAUAAGCAUCAUUACGCUAAACUUGUACCAGAAGCUUAUGGCGAUACGUCUAGUUUGCACGACGGUGAAGGAGAUUUAUGCAUUUCUGAGGAUCGAUUAAUGGAGAAAAAAUCGCCAAAUGAUUUUGCUCUGUGGAAAAGUUCAAAAUCAGGUGAACCAUGGUGGGAUAGUCCAUGGGGUCGUGGUCGUCCUGGUUGGCAUAUUGAAUGUUCUGUAAUGGCUUCGGCAAUUUGUGGUGAAAAUUUAGAUAUUCAUACAGGUGGAAUUGAUUUGAAAUUUCCCCAUCAUGAUAAUGAAUUGGCACAAGCUGAGGCAUAUUUUGAUAAUUCACAUUGGGUUCGUUAUUUUCUACAUUCGGGACAUCUCACAAUAUCGGGUUGUAAAAUGUCCAAAUCAUUGAAAAAUUUCAUUACAAUUCAAGAUGCAUUGAAAAAACAUACGGCAAGGCAAUUGAGAUUUGCAUUUCUUCUUCAUUCGUGGAAAGAUACACUUGAUUAUAGUGAUGCCACUAUGGAAAGUGCGGUGCAAUAUGAGAAAUUUAUUAAUGAAUUUUUCUUGAACGUUAAAUGUCGAAUUCGAAAUAUUGGCACAGGAACGACACUCAAUACUUUUAAUAAAUGGACAAAUGCAGAAUUAGAAAUGAAUACGAAAUUUACCACAGCGAAGGAAAGUGUUCAUAAAUCCCUUUGUGACAACAUUGAUACGAGAAGUGCUUUGGAAGUGAUUCGAGAUCUCGUUACACAUUCGAAUGUUUAUAUUAAAGAUACUGAGAAUCCGAAUACACUUUUGUUACGUGACAUUGCUGUUUAUAUGACAAAAAUGUUUACAAUUUUCGGUGCUAUUUCCAGUUCGCAUAAUGACAUUGGUCUUCCAGUUGGCAGUGAAACUGUAAAUUUCAAUAUGGAGGAAACGAUAAUGCCAUAUUUAAAUGUUUUGGCCGAUUUUCGUAAUAAAGUUCGUGAUCAGGCAAAAUCAAUAAAAGCAAUGGAAAUAUUAAAUGAAUGCGAUACAUUGCGUGAUGAUAUUUUACCAAAUUUUGGUGUACGUUUUGAGGAUGGCGAUUUUUGCAGUAUAAAACUUGUUGAUAAAGAGGAACUUUUGCGUGAAAAAGAAAUUAAAAAACAAAUUGACGCUGAAAAAGCGGCCGAGAAGGAAAGAAAAAAAGCGGAAAUUGCCGCUGCAGCCGCUGUCAAAGAUGCUUUACGAAAAAUACCACCAUUGGAAUUAUUUUUAAUGGAAACCGACAAGUAUUCAAAAUUCGACGAGAAUGGCCUACCGACGCUGGACGCUGCAGGUAAGGAAAUUAGUAAAGGUCUUUUAAAAAAAUUACAAAAAUUACAACUAGCACAAGAAAAAAGGUACAACGACUAUCUCGAUAGUUUAAAAACAAAUUCUUAGGUAAAAUGAAAAUCAACAAAAUAAACAUUAUUUUGAUACAACAAUAA